AUGAUUACUAGAGUACGACCUUGUUAUAACACCACCAGAACUACGAUUCGAACAUUUUUCGGUUCUUCAAAACCACAAUCAUAUGAACUUUCCAAGAUCUUACAUGGAUCACCAGAACAAGUUUAUAACAUUGUUAGUCAAGUUGAUAAAUAUAAACAAUUUGUUCCAUUUGUUGAAGAAUCAUUUAUCUCAGAUAAAGAACAAGAAACAAAUAUACCUACAAAAGCAGGAUUAGUUGUUGGAUGGAAAGAUAUUGUUGAAAGAUUUGAAUGUGAUUUAAAAUGUAUUAAAAAUUGUAAAGUUAAUGCUAAAAGUAUUCAAUUAGAUCUUUUUGAAAAUUUAGAAACUGAAUGGAAUUUUAAAGAAUUUAGUAAAGAUAAAUGUCAAGUUGAUUUUAAAUUAUUAUAUAAAUUUAAAAAUCCACUUUAUGAUAAAGUAAGUUUUAUGUUUGCUCCACAAGUAACAGAAAUCAUGAUUGGUGCUUUUGAAAAAAGGUUGAAAAAAUUAAGAAUCGAAGAAAACAUGCAUAAGAAACAUAUGAAAAGUAAAUUGUAA
Messenger RNA from Candida tropicalis MYA-3404, 555 nucleotides. Its product is annotated as ubiquinone-binding protein. The transcript has a single exon. The coding region runs from base 1 to 555 and encodes 184 amino acids. Gene Ontology annotation, biological process: ubiquinone biosynthetic process; cellular respiration. The record is from RefSeq and is a predicted model, not a curated record. Gene Ontology annotation, cellular component: mitochondrion. Gene Ontology annotation, molecular function: ubiquinone binding. Lineage: Eukaryota; Fungi; Ascomycota; Pichiomycetes; Serinales; Debaryomycetaceae.